This is a messenger RNA of Archocentrus centrarchus (flier cichlid), 3578 nucleotides long. It is a transcript of the gene kat2b, whose product is annotated as K(lysine) acetyltransferase 2B. The transcript is spliced from 18 exons. Gene Ontology annotation, cellular component: ATAC complex; nucleus. NCBI's taxonomy places the organism in Eukaryota, Metazoa, Chordata, Actinopteri, Cichliformes, Cichlidae. Gene Ontology annotation, molecular function: protein binding; histone H3 acetyltransferase activity. Gene Ontology annotation, biological process: positive regulation of transcription by RNA polymerase II; chromatin remodeling. The coding region runs from base 100 to 2478 and encodes 792 amino acids. The record is from RefSeq and is a predicted model, not a curated record.
AGGAUGAGCGCCAUGUCUGAUCCUCCGUUUGUGGAAUAGAGCGGACGGCGCAGCAAAUAUUCCCCGGGCCGGCGGUCCCUUCGGGUUUCGGUGCGAAUCAUGGCCGACAGCGCUGGGAUUCAGCAAGGUUCGCCAGCCAUCGGAGCCGCGGGCCUGGUUCCGGCCGCUCCUGGAGCCGGAGGCACGGAGGGCUCAGGCGCCGCUGGAGGAUCCGCACGUAUCGCCGUGAAGAAGGCACAACUACGCUCCUCGCCUCGGCCAAAAAAACUGGAAAAACUCGGAGUGUAUUCAUCCUGCAAAGCUGAAGGAGCCUGUAAGUGCAAUGGCUGGAAAAGUCAGAACCCCCCUCCUACACCUCCUCAAACGGAGCAGCAGUCCAACGCCGUCAACCUCCAGGAGCCCUGUCGGAGCUGCUCUCACACUUUGGGUGAUCAUGUGACCCAUCUAGAAAAUGUUUCAGAGGAGGAAAUGAACAGACUUCUUGGUAUUGUUCUGGAUGUUGAGUAUCUGUACACGUGCAUUCACAAAGAGGAGGAUGCUGACACUAAACAAGUCUACUUUUCCCUCUUCAAACUGCUGAGGAAAUCCAUCCUACAGAUGGGUAAACCGAUGUUAGAAGCACAGGAGAGUCCGCCGUUUGAGAAGCCCAGCAUCGAACAGGGGGUGAACAAUUUUGUCCAAUACAAAUUCAGCCACCUUCCAUCUAAGGAACGCCAAACCAUAAUGGAGCUGGCUAAGAUGUUUCUCAACCAGAUCAACUACUGGCAGCUGGAAACGCCCUCUCAAAGACGCCAAAGGGUGCCCAACGAUGAUGCGGCUGGAUACAAAGUCAACUACACCAGAUGGCUCUGCUACUGCAAUGUGCCUCAGUUCUGUGACAGCCUCCCCCGCUACGAGACCACUCAGAUCUUCGGGCGCACGCUUUUGCGCUCUGUCUUCACCGUGAUGAGGAAACAGCUGCUGGAGCAGGCCAGACAGGAGAAGGACAAGCUUCCUCCUGAGAAACGCACACUCAUUCUUACACACUUUCCCAAGUUCUUGUCCAUGCUGGAGGAGGAGGUUUACAGUCACAGCUCUCCGAUCUGGAGCCAAGACUUCUUGGCAGGAGCGGCAGGAGGGCAGAUUCCUAUCCACCCAGUUAUCAGUGCUCCUUCAGUGGCCAGGCCACUGUACUACAGCACCAGUCCUGUGUCAGUGGACCCAUCCACCUGUGGGAGUGUCAGUCCUGCCAGGAAGGCAGUUUCUGUACUGGAGCCAAACCCAGUUGGAGAAAAGCGUAAACCCUCUGAGCCUCUUUCCCAUGAGGAAAACAAGAGACCCAGGGUGGUUGGCGACAUCCCCAUGGACCUCAUCAACGAAGUCAUGGCCACUAUCACUGAUCCUGCCGCCAUUCCAGAGACCAGCCUGUUAUCAGCUCACUCUGCACGUGACGAAGCCGCGCGCCUGGAGGAGCGCAGGGGGGUGAUUGAAUUCCACGUCAUUGGGAAUUCCCUAAACCAGAAGCCCAAUAAGAGGAUCUUGAUGUGGCUCGUUGGCCUUCAGAAUGUGUUCUCCCAUCAGCUUCCCCGCAUGCCCAAGGAGUACAUCACACGGCUGGUGUUUGAUCCGAAGCACAAGACACUUUCACUGAUCAAGGACGGGAGAGUGAUUGGAGGGAUCUGCUUCCGGAUGUUUCCAUCGCAAGGCUUCACAGAGAUUGUCUUUUGUGCCGUCACCUCCAACGAACAGGUCAAGGGUUAUGGAACACAUUUGAUGAACCACCUGAAAGAAUAUCACAUAAAGCAUGAAAUCCUCAAUUUUCUCACUUAUGCUGAUGAAUAUGCCAUUGGGUACUUCAAGAAACAGGGUUUCUCAAAAGACAUCAAGGUACCCAAGUCCAAGUAUGUGGGCUACAUCAAGGAUUAUGAGGGAGCCACGCUCAUGGGCUGUGAACUCAACCCCAGCAUCCCCUACACAGAGUUCUCUGUCAUCAUCAAGAAGCAGAAAGAGAUAAUCAAGAAGCUGAUUGAGAGGAAACAGGCUCAGAUCAGAAAAGUCUAUCCAGGGCUGUCCUGUUUUAAGGAUGGAGUCCGGCAGAUUCCCAUUGAGAGCAUUCCUGGCAUACGUGAAACUGGCUGGAAGCCUGUGGGCAAAGGGAAGGAACUGAAGGACCCCGAUCAAUUGUAUAGCACCUUGAAAACCAUCCUCCAACAUGUGAAGAGUCACCAGAAUGCCUGGCCUUUCAUGGAGCCUGUGAAGAAAACAGAAGCACCUGGGUACUACCAAGUCAUACGCUUCCCCAUGGACCUCAAGACUAUGAGCGAGCGUCUAAAGAGCCGGUACUACACCACACGCAAGCUUUUUAUGGCUGACAUGCAGCGAAUCUUCACAAACUGUCGUGAAUACAACCCUCCAGAGAGCGAGUACUACAAGUGUGCCAACUUACUGGAGAAAUUCUUCUACACUAAGAUCAAAGAGGCAGGCCUAAUCGAAAAGUAGAUGAGAGGAAGACGUUUCUCUUUACCUUGACAAGGAUGAGUGAGUCCUGAGACAAAGGACGAACAUUUUAGGUAUUACAAAAGACAAGCAAAGGACAGGACUACUGAUUCUGGAACAGAUGGGUUUCAGAAACAUAUCCUAAUGUAAAAGGUGCAAACGGGUCUUGGAUGAACACUCUUGUAAUGUUUGAUGCAUGCUGGAACAGACCCUAAAUAAGUAGCUUAGACUACCCUGAAAGAUAGGUAAUGAGGGAAGGCCUCAUUUAAGAACUGCAAGACUGUUUCUAUUUUCAAACAAAAGCAGUGUUUUUUGUAUUUUACCAUGUGUCUCAGAGGCCCAUGGAAAGAAAGGACAGCAGUAGUAGAACAUAUUAAGCAGGGCAGUUAUUGUUUGUGUGCUGAAAGCACCAUAUAAUGACAGCUGAUCAGAGAUUAACCACCCAUCUUACUUAAUCUUUGUUUUCAUACUGCCUUUUCAGUGUCUGCCUCCUCCUCUCAGUUGACUCAGGUAGAGGUGUCAUGAGAAAUUGCCACGUGUGGUGGAUUAGUGUUACAUACGAGGAAGGGGACUGAGAGUCCACGUUUUCCUGUGUAUAACUAUUCUUGUGAGCACGUAUGACAUUAAUGAGGUCAAAGUUUGUCUGUGAAGAGUUCAUCCUGCCAAAAGAGGAAUACAUACUUUAAAUUUGUACAGAUUUUACUGAAUUUGAAGCACUUAUACCCCACUGUAUAGUUUAAAUGUGUAUAUAAAACAUAUAUUUUCUUUCCCAGAACUGAAAAAGGAAAAAAAAAAAAAGUCUUGUUUUCAUCAUGCCACAUAGGGCAGUUUUGAUUAUUGAAAUGCACUUUUAUUUUUCCAAGUAUUAGUUAACACGAACGAGAGUAUCUCCUUUCCUUCAGAAUUUGUUUUGCAUAUAAAUUACACUGUUGACUAAGGACUAAUUUAAUUAUCUAGAGUAUAUUCUUAUUUAUGUGCUGUAAUUUAGAAGAAUUAUACUUAAGACAAGGUCUUAAUUUAUUAUUUCUUAUUUUUGUCUGGCAGAUGGAGAUUGAUAACUUUAUACUUUGGAGAUAAAUGAAAAGAUUGUGCAAUACUAUGUA